This is a messenger RNA of Drosophila miranda, 1479 nucleotides long. RefSeq names its product probable RNA methyltransferase bin3. The record is from RefSeq and is a predicted model, not a curated record. NCBI's taxonomy places the organism in Eukaryota, Metazoa, Arthropoda, Insecta, Diptera, Drosophilidae. The transcript has 3 exons. Gene Ontology annotation, molecular function: O-methyltransferase activity; RNA methyltransferase activity; snRNA binding. Bases 10 to 1125 code for a protein of 371 amino acids. Gene Ontology annotation, biological process: snRNA modification.
GACGAGUCGAUGAUGGCCAACGAUACGCAGCAGUACGAUCUCAUUCUGUGCCUCUCCGUGACCAAGUGGAUCCAUCUCAAUUUCGGGGAUGCCGGCCUCAAGCUGGCCUUCAAGCGGAUGUUCAACCAGCUGCGGCCCGGCGGCAAGCUCAUACUGGAGGCCCAGAACUGGGCCAGCUACAAGAAGAAGAAGAACCUCACGGCGGAGAUCUACAACAACUACAAGCAAAUCGAUCUCUUUCCGAACAAAUUCCACGAGUUCUUGCUCAGCUCCGAGGUGGGCUUCAGUCACAGCUACACGCUGGGCGUGCCUCGGCACAUGAACAAGGGAUUCUGUCGGCCCAUUCAGCUGUACGCCAAGGGCGACUACACACCGAACCAUGUCCGAUGGAGCGAUGCCUACUAUCCGCAGACGCCGUACGAGGCCUAUCGCGGGAUCUACGCCACCUUGCCGGCCCAUCGGAUGAGUGCCGGUGGCAGCCACAGCGGGCACGCGCCGCUGCUGCACAUGAGCAGCUCGAGUCGGUCGCAGAACUACGAUACGCCGCACUAUGCGGGCAGCGCCUCGGGGUCGGCCAGCCUGCGGCAGACGCCGCACUACCAGCCCACCUACAAUCCCCUGGAGACGGACUCCUACCAGCCCAGCUACGACAUGGAGUCGUACGGAGGCAAUCACAUGUACGUGUUCGCCUCGCCGCUCUACCAGACGGUCUGGUCGCCGCCAGCCUCGCUGCGGAAGAGCUCCUCGCACACGCCCGUCUUUGGCAGCGUUCGGGAGGCGGAGCUGGACGGCGACAGCAGCAUCGGGGGCGGCGGCAGCGGCGGCGGCAGCUACCAUCGGCACGUCUAUCCGCCGAACGAUGACACCUGCUCCCCGAAUGCCAACUCUGGGAACGCGUUCAACUCGAUCAGCGAUGCGGACACGGACGACUCGAAUCAGCUGCCCAGCGGCAGUCGGCCCCAUGUGUAUGCCACCAAUUGUGGCGAGAGCUCCUCCUCGCCGCAGGUGAACCACCACGAGGCCACCGCAGAGUUUGUCGAGGACGUCCUGAUGGACGAUGAGCAGAAGACGCAGGUCGCCGGCGGCACGCCCACCGCCUACCACAGUGAUCUGUCGGAUGCCUGAGCGGGUGAGGGCGGCGGCAGGGGCGGAACGAAGACGGCUCGCAAGAAAGGAAGAAAAGAAAAAUGUGUCAAAAACAAACAAAAAAGAUAAAAACGGAUAAACAAGCAAAAGAAAAAUUCAAAAAUUGUUUGAAACAAAAGAAAAAAAAAACGAAAACAAAAAUAUGUAACGGUAAACGAGACGCUUAAUUGUAAUUUAAAAAGUAACAGAAUCACACAGAUAUAUACUAGUGCUAGUUAGCGCAUGCUAGUUUGUUAUGGAAUAGCUCGAAUGUUUGUAAAUGUAUUGAUGCCAAUUGCUUAUAUUCGGAAAGGUUACAGUCUUGACAAUUAUUUAAAUCAAAAACGAGGUGGA